GGCGAGCGAGCAGCCGCGGGCCCCGGCGGGGAGGGCAGAGCGGCAGCCGAGCCCGCAGCGGCAGCGCCAUGGCCACCAAGGUGAGCGGCUCCCGGCUUUGCACGGGGGCUCCGGGGCGCCCCCUGCGCCGAGCGGGCCCCGCGGAGGGGUCGGCGGCCGUAGCUUCGCUCGGGCACCGAGGGAGAGAAGGAGGGUUCCGUUUCGGGGUCUGGGGAGCGAGUCCCCUCCCCGGGCCUGCCCCUCGCCGCCGGGAGGGGAGGAGGGGGCUGCCGCCGCGUCGCGCCGCGCUCGGGCCUCGCCGCCGCCCGGCCCCGCGCAGGCUUCGGAGCGGCAGCGCCGGCUCCGAAGUUGUUUUCUGCUGGAUUUCCGUUCCUCGCCUCGCCCGGCGUGGCUGCAGGGACGGAAAGCGGCUCGAGGCCGGGCCGGUGCCGCCCCGUGCCCCUGCCCCGUGGCUGCCGGGCGGUGCGGAGGGAAGGCCUGCGCGCUGCUGGGCCCGGCGUCCCGUCUACCCGCCCCGAGUCCCGCCGCCUGCCCGCCGGGGGGAUGCGGGGGCUCCGAGGGCUGCGGCGGCGCGGCGGGCACGGCUGGCGUGCGGCUGCGGCCGGGCUGAGGGGCGGGGGGCUGCGGGCUGCCCCGCACAGGGAACUGCGGGCUGGGGAGGCCGUGAGGGCCGGGGCAGCUCUCCAGGGCUGCGGCGUGCGUCUUGCUCUAGUAGUAACAAGGUCUGAUUGAGAGGGAAAAGAAAAAGAAGGAAGUGAAAUUGUUUUGCUUUGUUCUUCAACAGUAUCUGCUAUUAACGCGACAGUCGAAAUUAGCCCAUCCUAUCUGAAACUGAUCUCUUUCUAAAUUAACAAUACUUAUUUACUAUACUGGUUGAUGAAAGUGGCAGUACUGUUUUGUCUCUGCUCGUGUAGAUGGGUAAACGUCAUUUCCAAGCUGUCUAAAUAUUACAAGAGGCUUUUUGGCAUUUGAAGUAAUACUUUCAGACUGAUCCGAUUCCGAAACUUGCCCAGCCGUGCAAACGCUUUGUUUUACUGAGGCACCUGUCGUACAGCACGCUGCUUGCGUGGCGUUUCUCAGUAUCAGAGAAUUCCCGCAUCUUCAAUGGGUAGGAUUUGAUGGCUGAGUAGCAGUCUCCAGCCGUCUGAGCAGAGGGUUACUCACUCACCUUUCAGUAGACCUUUUCAGGUGCACCGAAGAAGUGAUGUAGGCUUCAACAUCAUUCAUGCGGUUGAAGAAGUAUUAAUAUAAGUGAAAUUUAUGGCCUGCACAGGUUUUUAGAAUAUUGUUAAUGGACUUAGUUUCAUUGUUGGUGGUUGCCGCUGAUUUGUGGGCUGUGUGUCUGAAUCAUGUGUAAGCACACGUAACUACUGCAGGUAGCAAUAAAAACAAAAUUACAGGUGUAGAUGUAAAGCAUAAUACAUGGUAUGCUAAGCAGACACUGUGUUCAAAUAGUUUAUGGGGUUUUUUACCUCACUUUGAGCUGCAGCAUCAUCCCUGUGAGAUCUCAUAACGCUGUUUUAUCCGUGUAUAUGGAAGCUUUCACUUUUUGUGAAAUAAAUUGUUAUGGUCAUUAUGGCCUUAGAAUGAAGGACAUGUCACUUCUCAUAGACUAGCCAGAACCGUAUUGAAAUCAGAUGGUGCAAGAUUCUGCACUUUGCAAGAAAUAGUAAUUUAUUUGCAUGCUGAAAUUGGGAAGUGAUAGCAAAAGCCUGACAUCUUUCUUUUUAAUAUUAUUAUCUCGAUUCGCUGUUAACAGUGAAUUACUGAAGAGAAGCCUGCUUUAUUUUCUUUGAGCUUCACCCAUGAGUUAGGUCCCUUUCAGCUCAUUAUCCUGCUGUGGAUUUUAAUUUGCUGAACUUGUUCAAAUGUCAGCUGUAAUAAAGGAUACCUUCUUUUAACGGUGUAAGGGAGUGACAGGCUCAGUAAACAGGCUUUAGGAACUCGGCCAACUAACAAGUUACCAUUUCGCUUGGAAAUUGUUUUCCUUUUGAAGUUGCAGACGUGUUUGCCACCUUCCGCUUGUUCUCCUUCUGAAGCAUAUCAGAAUUACACAAGAAAACGUUGACAAAAUUGAACUGUAACUGGUCAGCUGGAGUGUGAAUUUCAGAAACGUCCAUGACGUGACAACCUGUAUAGCUGGUGGGGAUGACUGAGUCAGAUGCGGCCUGCACUGCACAGCCUGUUUGGUGCUUCCUGAACUAACUCCUGUUUAAACUAGAAUAUACUUUACAAGGAGAAAAUGGCAUUUCUUCUGUAAUUUGUGUGUGAACUCUGGCCAGUCUUCUUGCCUUCCUCUGUGAUAAACCGUGUGGCUUAAGUUCCCAGCGUGCUCUGAAGAUGUGGUUUAACCUCAUCAUCUCUUAGCUGUUCUCUGUACCAUUUAAUGAGAUUUCUUACUGAAAUACUAAAACUUUCUGGGGCAGUAACUACUAUUUUCAUGCAAAAAAAAGAAAGCCUUUAUUGAUGCUCUCCUGAUGUAUUAGUUAACUUGCAGCAGGGCAGGGAUACUGUAGACCCCACAUCCUCUGAAGGCUGUGGGGAUUCAGCCUGGUGGUGGGAGCUGACCUCGCAGCUACACUGGAUAUGUUAGCCUGGAUCCUUCAGUAAUGGAGUUGAACUUACUAAUUCCUAAUUUUUGACUGUGCAAUAAAAAGGCAAAACGGGCUUGAGCUUAAAAGUGCGUAAUGAAGCUUAAAAAAAUUCCAAAACCCAGUUACAAAGAAAAUGAAAUAUCGUAAAUGUAUGUCUCUCGUAGAUGCUUGGAAAGGUUUCCAGUCAGGUUCUCUCAUUCUUAAUGCUUUUGUGCUUUCUGUCUUGGCUUCUUUGGCCUUUCCUCUUUCCGUGCUGCAGUUUGCAAAGUCCCAGCUUUACUCAUGCCCUUUCUUUUGUUUUUGAGGUUCAUUGAAUAGGGAGAGUCGCAAACAUCAGGAAGUGAUAUGCUGCCUUUUAAUAAUGUGCUCCCUACUGUCAUCUAUUUUUAGAGGCGUUUGUUUAAAAAGGUAGGCAAGUCUGUUUCUUGCACAGGCUGAUGCUUUGCCCUUUGUGAAGCCUGAAUUUCAGGAUGGUAUCAAGGGAAUUGGGUAGGUGAGUGUGUGCAGAUGGUCAGGACAGCACUUCUGGAACCUGUGCUGCUAAACAAUGCGCAAUGAGGGGUUUAAUGUUUAAGAUGGAGGUAGAACUUGGAGCUGGUUAACUGAUUUAGAGGAGAAGUGCUAUUGGUGAAGUUACUUUCACAAGCUAGGCAGGCAUUGGUAACCUUCACUAGGUUUGACUCCACUUGGUGUCAGUAUCAACCAUUUUUACUUUGUAUCAUUGGGGACACCUCUAUCUCAUCAGGAUGUUCUUGCUUGUUCACUGGUGUGUCUACUUCAGGAACUCUUCUUUAGUUGUUUGUGAUUCUGUUCAUAGGUCUGGGCCCUUUUUCAUGGGAAGAAGUCCACUGAGGUGAAAGAUCUUAGGCUGGAUAUUUUGUUCUUAAAAGAAGACGGAUAUAACUAACAAUACAUAAAAUUUUGCUGUUUAAGGCUUUGGAUAGCUUUUGUGAAUGUCGUUAGCUAGAUAUACUUGAAUUUAGCAUGAUUCUUCUACUUGUGCUGAGGGAAGAUUGUUUUAUGUCUGAAAAAACCAGAUAGGAAAAAAUACAGUACUUUGGACUUGCUCAUGUAAGGCUCACCAACAGAAGCCUCGCAGUUUUGUUCCAAUCGUUGUGAAGCUGUUUGUAUAUUUACAUAAUGAAUCAGGCAGAAACAAUUCUUUGUUCUGAUUUGCAGCUGGGAAGGGAAAUAUCCCUCUGUGCCAAGGGCUCCAAACUUUGCGUUAUGAGAAUCUGCCUUCUGUAUUGUCCUGACUUUGACAGUACAGAGCCUGUUCUAAGAAAUUGAAUCUUAGGAAAAUAUUCAGUUAAUCAAUCUUAAUAUUAUCUGUGAGAUGGGAUGAACUUAUACUAUGCGGAUUGCUUUGGUGUGUUCCACUGUUUAAAUUCAGCAAAGCAAGAUUUAAUUGACGAUGAUUUCAUUUACAAACUUAAGAUGCAAUGGAACAAAACUCAUUAUGUUAAGUGGUCAUUUUGGUUUUAUGGUCUUAAUCUCCUGGAAAUGUUUUGUUAAGCUGUAAUUAAGUAGGUGUGAAAAUACUUCUUGAGACUUUUUAAAAGUGGCAACCAUAGUACCAGAAAAGGUGAAAACGUUUUGAGGUAAUGCAAAUUUACCUCAAAUACCUGACCUAUUGAUACAGUGAGAUGUUAGGAUGAGCUCAGCAAGGCAAGAAAUAACACCAUCAUUUUUUGUGAAGGUUCAGAUUUUUCCAUUCUUCUGUCUUUAACCUUAAGGUCUUUUAACAGUUCGGUGACAAGUGAGUUACUUUACAUUCCAGCAAUUGUUAGUGCAAGGCUUCUCUUAUGAGCUCUUGGGCUGGCAAGCUGGCAGGGUGCUGAGGUUCUUUACGAUGUUAUGCUCAGAUAAUGAUUGCUCUGACUCAGUUUUUCAAAGCUAUUUUAGGCACCUGGGCAUUGAGUCAUCAGGGACUCGUUACCAGAGGUCGUCAUUUAAAAAUACAAUUACAGUAGUGAGAGAGAAGGAACUCUGGUAUCAGAUGUUACGAGCGUCAUCUGGUCUAUAGACCGAGUGAUUCAGAUUUUCGUUCUGGUCUGAUUUUUUCCACAUAUCAGCAUCAUUUCAGCAAGAAGUCUUUACUGUUAACUGUGGCUUUGGAAUGAAGAUUAUUUUGCCCCAUUCUUUCCACGUUUUCCUUUGCAAAUUGUCUUCCUCUUUUAGAACCUCUGUUUUAAAUGCCUUCAAAAAUCGCUUUCAAUACGAACAUCCCCGCGUUGUUCUGUUUAUGAAAACUUCCUUAUUUGAUUAGGACAGCUGGCAAAUUUCAGAAAUGAAAGUUUACAGAGGGAACGCGAUACGGGAAUUUUGCUAUUCUAAAUGGAUCGGUUCCAUCCUGCAUUGUAUUUACCUGCAGUUGCAACACUAGCGUUGGAAGCAGUGCUGCAGAACGUUACAAAAGCAGGUUGUAGGGAGUGUAUAUAACAGUGGGAGUGAUUUGUUUCAGCCAGCACUGCAGUAAGGCCGAUCAACGCUGAGAUAACCGGAAUUAUUUAAGUUAAAUAACUGCUGCAGCGGUCUACAUUUAAAGCUAAAUCUUUCCUAUUUCAAUGCAUGUUUUGCAGUUGGACUGUCACUCAGCUUCACUUCAAACUGUUCUGAGAAGGGCAAAAAUCAGAGCUUGUGCCAUUGCUUUAUUUAGUUGUAUCACAGCGUUGUCAGCGAUUUGUGAUCAAAAAGGAGCUUCCCAAGUCACUUCAAGUUUAAAAGGCAAAGCAUUCCUGUCCUGAUUCCACAAGCAGAACUUCAGUGCUACUGAGCAGAAGGCUGUGCGUAUUGCUUACUGGAAAAUUACACUGAAGUUCUGAGCCUUAUCGUUUUUUCCAAAGUGGUUUUUCUCAUUGAGCUUCAUAUGGCUAAGGAACAUCUGCCAAAAAAAAAAAAAAAAAAGGCAAUUAAAAGCAGAAUUGUUUAACUUUGACAAUUCAUCCUCUGAGACCCGCAGCUCUUGAAAGGAAAGGGCAUGAGAUGCAGCUACUCAUGCAGGGAGUUGCCCACACGCAUGCUGGCCCAGCUGCUCUCAGGGAAGGCACGUUCAGGACACAGCGUGGUGCGAAGGGACAGCCCUGGGUGCUGCUGCUGAGAGGGCGUGCUUGCGGUGAGCCUGCUAGGUAAGAUCAAACCAGUGGUUUUUUUGUCAGUGAAAAGUCUAGUUUCCUCCUGUAUUUUAGGGCAGCUCUUCAAAAGGAGGCUAUGGGCAGAGCUUCCCCUGGGCGUUAAAGGAAGCUGCUUUACAGAAGGGUUUUCCAGUAUGCAAAGUACGGCUGGAAGGAGGAGGGGGCUGUAAAGAGGUGCUGGCAGCGCAGCUUUAGGCAGGUCCCUGGAGAGUCUGAGCACCGCAGCUGCUUUUGGGUAUGCAGCGGUGCCUGACCUGGGUUUUCUGCAAGUGGGACUGGCCCAGGUAAAAUCCCUCAGUCCCACUCCUGUGCAAUGUGGGACUUGUGUACAGCCAGUGACGGUCGUUUUCUUGGGACUUAGCUCUGUGUUGCUGACUUCUGCUCUGACUUGCCAUCUGCUCCUCCUUGGCAGAGGAAUGGUUGUGUUUUUAUUUUGUAUCUUCGUGUGCUAUCUCUGUUUACACACAGUAGGUUUUUGAACUUGCUCUCUUCUUCGCAGCGUUUAGAGAUCGCAGUUCUCAAUGUUCAUGGCAAAAAUAAGUUGUUCUCUUGAUUCUAGUUUAAAUCAAGCAAAAUGUUGGUUUUCCUGGCUGGUACAACAAAAAUGGCUAAUUUUUAAGAAAAAGCUGUAAACGGUUCUCUUAGGGUGGCUUUAAAGUGGUUCUCUCUUCUGUAUGAGAAUUUCUUUCUUCGCUUGUGUCAUGAAGACACUUGAUAACACUAUUAGAUUUGUUGCUCCUGCUAGGUCUCAUUUAAGUCCUGGGGUGCCCCAAAGAGCCCAGCCUGUACAAUUCACCUUGCAACAGCACCAAGGCCAUGACUGAUGAAGCUCUUCAUUUUCUCAUAGCACUUGAUCAGAUCUGGGAAUUAAAUAUUUCAUCUGCUCCACUGAAUUUUAAAAAAGCUUUGGGGAGGUGGCUAAGAUUGAAGUAGCUGAAAAUCAUGGUACCAUGAACUAGUGUGGUUAGUGUUUAGUUUUAGCACAAUUCUCUCAGCAAUACUGUCAUUUCCUCCCUUACCAGCACUGCGUUUGUCUUACCAAAAUGGUUGCUUACAGAAUGAAAAACUGAGAACCUUUCUUACUGUAGAUAGCUUGACCGUAUUCUUGGAAGUUUGUAUAUGGUGUUUAAUUGUAAUUGUAUCAGCAGCUCUGUCAUAUCUUACCAAACUUCCAACUUUUCUAGCCACUUGCAAGGAAACAGCAGUUCAGGCUUGCUUUCUUUAAUUCCUUCAUAAGUGACAGAUACAAAAUAGCUGACUGAUGCCUGGACCAAGCGCCAGGUGUGCUCUGGCCAGGUCUAAUGUUGUCUUAUGUGAACUACUGAUUAAAGAGGCUGGUUUGUAACUUUAGGGGGUCUUGUACUUUUAUACUCUGUCAACAGAAAAGCUUAAAAUGGCUGGAAGCUGGUCUGUAUUAGAAUGCAUUGAAUCAAAGUCAAGUUUUAUUUGACGUAGCAUCCCUUUUGCAUGCAGGUUGAUUGCUUUGAUAGUUCUUCAUUCGUGUUUAGGUUGCCCUGUGCAGCUGGUGAUUUGAGAUGCACCGCCUCUAACAGCGUGCUGAGGCUGAGAAAGCUUGAAGUUCAUUAGAUUACCUUAGUGAAACUGUGUAUGUCUCUAAUUAUUGGGAUAAUUACUGUUUUAUAAUCUCCUCGCGUAGAAGAAGUGCUCUUGUAUGACUGCAAGCUGUCUUAAUGAGUAGGUCACAAUGUGGCAAUUCUUUCUGGUGAACGCUGCCAGCUUUUUCUGAAACCUUUACUUCUUCCUAGUUUUGUUCUUUGGGGACAGCAUUGCAAGGGUUUAACACUGCCUGUUCUGAGAUCUCAGGCUGAUACCAGGACGAUCAACAUGGCAGGCUUCUGAAGCACGCAGUUACACUUUGGUUCAGCAAACAAUUGCAAGCAUGGGUGGUUUGAUUGCAGGGGCACAGUAGUGAUCGAAUCUGGGCAGAGAUUUUGAUUGCACUUGAGAUAAAUGUAUCCUGCUUAACACCUGUGAAACAGAGUCGUGCAGUGCUUGCUCCAGUUGUGUGUGCUGGUGUAACCAGAAUUUAUCUUCUCAGUUUGGAAACUGUUUAAUCUGUAGUCCAUUUGGAGACUCGGUAUAGAUUUGUGCUUAGAAAGGAAAAUAUGAGGCAGUCUGGGCACUUGGAGCAGUAAAUUGGUUUAGAAAAAUGUCUUCUGAUAGAGUGGGAGCUCCCUGCUCCUGUUUGUAAUACUUUGCUAAUUGAUAGCUGGAUUAUAAGUAAUGCUUUAAGAGAGAAAGAAUACCUAGUUUAAGCACUUAGUGCAAUGCAAUGCUCAGAUGUGAUUAACUGGAGAAUCUGAGUCAGUAUUUGGAAACGUCUCUAAAAUCACAUGGGUGUUUUGCAUGUAUUUCUGCAACUGAGUUUACCCUGCUUCUGUACUGCUUGGGUGUGUGUGGAUUCUGUUAUCUGGUUGCCUGCUGCCCCACCGAUAUGUCUGUAUGGGCACCACCAAGGGUAACUGUGCACCCUUCUAAUAGGAUUCUGUGAGUAUAAGUUCCAAGUGCAUGAUGUCUGUAUUGAAAGUACCACCAUCUGAAUGCUGCUUCUUAAAACUACCACCAAAAAAUGUGCCAGACUCACCUGAAUUCCAGUCUUCCCUUCUGUCUGAGAGCAGCUGGAAGUAUCUAAAGGGCCACUCUGCUCCCUGGCCCUCUCUGCCACUGUAUCUCAGUAGAUUCACCCUUCCUCAGCUGCCCAUACUGUACUUCAGUUUGAUUCUUUCACAGGACUGCUGCUCACUGCAAGGAUUUAAGCGGUCUCCUUAUUUUUCUGGUUGGUAAAUGCAGUUGCACGCAAAUAGCUAGCUUUCUUUAGAAAGAAUCUGUGCCAAGAGCUGUGAAGAACUUUGGGAAUUUGUCAGCUGUGGAUGUGUGAGGAGUUUCUUUCCUGAUAGAAAGAUAUUUUUCAGCGAGACAGUUCAGUCCCGUUCACUGGUUUGCUGUCUCUAAGGUCAGAAGAGCUGAUCUGUCCUCACCCAAGAACUUAUUGCUGCUUGUUAUGCCAUUAAUGCCAGUUCUGCAAGUGCUGGUGGUUAAAGCAGCAUGCAUUUUCACGGGAAUCAAGUAUUUCAUUACUGUCCCUUACCUCAUAAACACUUCAAACUUUUCCCCCUGUGCCUUUUGGAAACUCUUUCUGCUCUGUUAACCUUUCCCUUGGAUUACCAGGCAGGGUUUUUAAUCUAGUGUGUACGCUGGGUCACGUGUCUGCCUGAAGUACUGGAGGCACGUGCAGCUUCCUGGGUGAAGGGAGGAGUUCUCUGCUCUGUUUCCUCUACCAACGAGCAUCUUUUUAUUAGCAGGACAAAAUGAUGCAUGUCCUCGUUUCUUAGCUUUUUAUCUGUAUUUAAUUUGCUUCUAAUGUGCUUAUAGUCAGUGUCGUUACUUCCAAAUGAGUAGCUGCAGGUUACUGAGCUGUUCUACAGUUGAAAAAUUACUCAGAAGAAAGCGAGCCAGCAAGUCAAGAGACACAUUUUUCAGUUUAAAUUUGUGGAGUAUUUGUGGAGCUGCAGCUGGUGAGGGAGCUUAGAGUAAUGACAUCUGAAUGUUAUGAUCUCACUUUCUGGAUGAAUUUGCUUUAAUUCUGAUCUUGACAGGAAAACAAACAAAAAACCCACCCCAAUUUGUCAGUAAAGAAAAAGCGUUUUUAUUGAAAAAAUGAAUUUUAGCUUCUACUUACAGUUUAAUAAAAUUAUGGUAUAAAACCAUGUUUGAAGAGGUAGUUUUAGUAUCCUCAGACUGGUAGGCUUGUCCAGGUAGAUGCGUGGCACACAUGCAGGAGCGGCGAUGCCUGGCAUGGUACAGGCAACGGGCAUUUUCUCAAUCUGCGUUUUAUUGGUUUAAAAAGAUUAGCGUCAUUUUAAUUUGCUUUGUAAGAACUCGUUAUCGUUUAAAGUUUGGGCUCCAAAAUGAUGUGUAAUUUCUUGAAUUCCUAAGGUAAGGCUUCUGGAGGAGGACGGAGGCAAUGUUCUUAGAGUCCUUCCACCUUUGAUUUUGUUUGCUUCUUGUCUCCUGGGAAUGCCUGUAAGAGGAACGUGUGUAGGGAUUUCUGUCCUGGAGGCAAGACAGAAAGUAGCUGCCUUUCCAGGCUCGGAGGCAUAAGCACUUUAAGAGCUAUUUAAUAUUUCUGCUUAGAUUAUCCAAAUAUGCACUUAACAUGGCAGUCUGGUAUAAUUGUGAUAGAUGGACUAAAACAAAGAGGAAGUUUUGUUAAAUCAUAGCACCGGAUACUGCUGUUGCUGCAGUGAAAAACUAUUCAGUCCUGAAGUGUGUAAUAGCUUUUGGGUGAACCUGGGUUUUAGAAUAAAGAGGGAAGAAAGUUAAUAAAUCUGAAUGAUGUUACUGUUGGAAGAAAGGUGGUAUAUUCAGUGCUCUGAGGUGAGAAAGAAAUGGGGUGGCUCCUACUUCUGUUUCUAAAGCAUUUUUUUUUUCCUGUUGACUCUGGAUACUAAUUGUACUAAUUUUUAGCCUUGUCACAUAUCCCUUAGGAAUAGCAGCAGUGUGGUAGGAAGAAAUACUGCCUAUUUCUGAAUGGAAUUAUUUGCAGCUACUUCUUUGUCUCUAUUCUUUUCCUUCUGUAGACGUUUCACCAGGCUUCCCAAAUUAUGAUUUCUGCUUCUCUGGUGUGUUGCUAAUUUCUUUGAAAAGAUUUAUCUGCCCCAGUUGCUUUCCAGAAAAGAAAUAGGGAAUUUGAUCUUCUCUUUAUGAAUCUGGAAGCUACUGCUCCCAGCAGCAUGGGAAGUAGGACAUGAAGCUGGAGAGCGCCAACGAACCCAGUCUGUUUUUUGAAGCAGACCAACCUUGUGAAUCACUGUGCCUUGAAAAGUGCGAUACUGAAUGGCUGAAGCUCUGACUAAUGUGCUAACUACUAAAAGGAAGGUGCACAUUUAUUAGUGGAAUUUCAUGCUUUGAACCUUUUAUGGCUAUUUUCUUUGAGGUGUAUGCCACCCUUAUCUGUCCUAGGGAAGCUGUCAUCUUGUGAUAUAAGUUUUUUAAACUUUAGCAUGUGGCUGAAACACAUGAAUCUGCAGCAUAAUGCAAGAUCUGUUUCUUGUAGAUGUCCUAUCCACAGGGAAAGUGUUUUCAAAGGCUCGUGUUAUGUAUGACUUUGCUGCUGAGCCUGGAAACAACGAGCUGACCGUCAGUGAAGGGGAGAUCAUCACAAUUACCAACCCGGAUGUCGGUGGAGGGUGGUUAGAAGGAAAAAACAGCCAAGGAGAAAGAGGACUUGUCCCAACAGAUUAUGUUGAGAUUAUAACUGACGGUACAAAAGAUGGAAUUAGUUGUGGUAAUUCAUUAGCUGACCAAGCCUUUUUUGAUGCCCUCUCUUCAAAUACAGCUCAGACCAGCUCAGCUGCAAAAAGCAGUAAUCAGGUAAAUAAUGCCAGUGAUCCUUGGUCAGGCUGGAACAUUGGAAAGUCUGGGAACUGGGAUAAUGGAACCUCUGGUGACAGCUGGGCAACAAAACCUGAAAGUGCAGCUGGCCAGAGGAACAGUGCUUCAAAUAACUGGGAUACAGCAGCAACAUUUGGUCAUCCACAGGCAUAUCAAGGACCAGCAGCUGCUGAUGACGAUGAUUGGGAUGAUGACUGGGAUGACCCAAAAUCAUCUUCACCAUCUUACCUUGGCUACAAGGAAACCGAGUCGUCAGAGGCUGGGGGGUCCCAGCGUGGAAACUCUCGUGCAGCUGCUAUGAAGCUACCACUUAACAAAUUUCCUGGAUUUGCAAAACCUGGGAUGGAACAGUAUCUAUUGGCAAAACAGCUAGCAAAACCAAAAGAGAAGAUUCCCAUCAUUAUUGGUGAUUAUGGCCCAAUGUGGGUUUAUCCUACCUCUACGUUUGAUUGUGUGGUGGCAGAUCCCAAAAAAGGUUCAAAAAUGUAUGGUCUCAAGAGCUACAUUGAGUAUCAGCUGACCUGCACUAACACUAAUCGAUCUGUCAACCACAGAUACAAGCAUUUUGACUGGUUGUACGAGCGUCUCCUGGUUAAAUUUGGAUUAGCCAUUCCAAUCCCAUCUCUUCCAGACAAGCAAGUAACAGGGCGCUUUGAAGAAGAAUUUAUCAAAAUGCGUAUGGAGAGGCUGCAAGCUUGGAUGACAAGGAUGUGUCGCCAUCCUAUUGUUUCAGAAAGUGAAGUUUUCCAGCAAUUUCUCAAUUUCCGAGACGAGAAGGAGUGGAAAACUGGAAAGCGGAAGGCAGAAAAAGAUGAAACUGUAGGAGUCAUGAUCUUUUCCACAAUGGAACCAGAAGCUCCUGACCUCGACAUGGUAGAAAUAGAACAGAAAUGUGACGCAGUGGGUAGGUUCACCAAAGCAAUGGAUGAUGGAGUUAAAGAGCUGCUGACAGUGGGACAAGAGCACUGGAAGAGGUGUACAGGGCCACUACCCAAGGAAUACCAGAAGAUUGGAAAAGCACUGCAGAGCCUGGCACUGGUCUUUAGCACUAGUGGUUACCAAGGGGAAUCUGAUCUCAAUGAAGCAAUAACAGAAGCAGGAAAAACCUAUGAAGAAAUCGCCAGUCUUGUAGCAGAUCAGCCAAAGAAAGAUCUGCACUUCCUGAUGGAAACGAAUCAUGAAUAUAAGGGAUUUCUUGGUUGCUUCCCUGACAUCAUAGGAGCUCAUAAGGGAGCAAUAGAAAGAGUGAAGGAAAGUGAUAAAUUAGUUGCAACCAGUAAAAUAACACCACAGGACAAACAGAAUAUGGUGAAACGUGUGAGCACAAUGGCUUAUGCACUACAAGCUGAGAUGAAUCACUUCCACAGUAACCGGAUUUAUGACUACAACAGUGUCAUUCGUCUUUAUUUGGAGCAGCAGGCACAGUUUUAUGAAACGAUUGCACAGAAGCUGAGGCAGGCACUCAGCCGCUUUCCUGUGAUGUAGAGAAUAAGGAGUAGUCAACAAUGAAGAACAGCCACCUUGAAGUGCUUUUCUGAUUUGGGGGCAAUGCCAAUAAAAACCUGUUAGCCUUUGCCAGCCAAAAAACUAAUCAGUUAUGGGGGGAAAAAAAAGCAUUAUAUAAAAUGUUUACUUUAUCAACCUGAAUCCAGAAGAUAACAUUCUUUUUAUCUUGAAUGCUCUCCCCUUUGUGUCAUUAUUUAAGCAAAAACAGCUAGAUAAUGCUGUUGGUUGUAGGGUUCUAAAUCAUCAAACUGGUAUAUUGCCAUGGACCUCAUGCAGACUUGCUUCUAUCAGGUGCUAUUCCAAAAAUUCUUUGUCGGCAUCAGAAUCAAAAUUUUUUAAGUGAGGAAGUGGAUGAGCUUGGGAAAACGAUUUCCUACUCAUUAUACUCAGUUGUCUAGCAAUUCAGUAGCCAGGAGGGAUUGUAUUUGUGACUAUUUCUGGUAUAUGUUCAUGGUAAUAUCCUGAGUGAACACUUGUUCUAAGUUCUGCUUCCCAUACGUGGCCAUGGCAUACUGUUCCCACUGUGACUUCUGGUAAAUAUAAUUCGCUCUUCUUUCUUCUUUUCUUUGUAACUAAACCUUUUUCUCGUGGCACAACACCUCAGAGCUUAUGUCGGGCUCUUUCUUUCUCGCUAUGCACUGUGUAAAAAGACAAAGUACAAACAAGGAAAGAGCCAUUCAGGAAGGUGUGAAAAACAGUUUUCCAUGCCAGCAUUUUGACACCCACACAAUGUUAGGCCAUAUGGCACUGGUGUUCCUCAGAGCUGUACCUCUUUGAGAGUUCUAAGCCUUUCAGUAAAGGGGACCCUCAUGUCUACACAAACCGAUAUAAGUCCUCCAGUUCCGGCAGAGCUCAGGUCUUCACGUAGCAGUAUGGUGUGCUGUUGGCUUGGGUUUGCUUUCUGUUGCCUUCUAAUGCAAACUGAAAGGUGACAAAGGUACCUCAGUUAUCACACAAAUGUACUUUGAUCAUCAUAUCUGAAGUUGAAAUCACCUUUCUUAGUACUAAAAUAUCACCUGGGGCCUGGGCUUUUCAGAACAGCGCUGUUCUAAGUGGGCACCAACUACAGUAAUUCAUUUAAUGCCAUAAGCAAUCCAAAAAGCCAAAGUGCAAUUUUUUAUUUUUUAUUUUUGGCAAAAAAAUGACUAGAAUAUAAACAUUUUAGCAAACCUUUAAAACAAAGGCAUUUUCCCAUAAGCCAUUCUAAGAGACGGGUACAGUCUGCUGGUUGAAUAGUUGCCUUACUCUAUUUUGCAUUGGUGUUAUUUUUGUGUGCUAGAAGGAAAAUCAAGGUCUGCCUGAAUAACCUGAAACCAAAACAUAAGAGACUUUAGCCUAAGUCCAGAUGCUUUUCAGUGUCAUGGGUUUUGUUCACGUUUUAUAAACCUUGUCUUUUUCUCCUCCCAAUUUUAGUUGUUCGCUUCCAAAAUUCCGUAGCGCAGUGUUGUUUGAUACAGCCAUUUAAAUAUGUACAAAUUGUAAAGAAUGUGUAUAAAUGUUUUACACCAAAUGUAAGAACUGCUUGCAUGCUGAAGCAGCUUAUAUAAUAAAUUGUUACCAUGUGUACAGUACACUCUGAAAUCACUUUUUCAAGCCAGCAUUUUUUUAGCCUUUGUAUAUUCACUUUUGGUAAUGAAAUCUCUUUGUAAUGAAUUCUUUAUUUGGGAGGGGGAAGGGGGGUUCUUUUUACCAAUCUUUGAAUAGCUCCGUAUGCACUAAAGUUGAAGGUUCUUUACCUUGAAUAGGUUGUUUUGGAAUCUACAUGUAAGCUGUGCGUUCCCGGUGCAGGGAAGCUGUGACAGUAGCGACUGUGUCAGAGAUGCAACGUUUUGGCAAAAAAAGGAAAACUGUUUAAGGACUUCUAGUAAAAUGAAGUACAACUGUUAAUAAAUAUUUAUGUAUACCCACGA
Messenger RNA from Gallus gallus (chicken), 14559 nucleotides. RefSeq names its product sorting nexin 9 (gene SNX9). Gene Ontology annotation, cellular component: cytoplasmic vesicle; plasma membrane. NCBI's taxonomy places the organism in Eukaryota, Metazoa, Chordata, Aves, Galliformes, Phasianidae. The transcript has 18 exons. Gene Ontology annotation, molecular function: protein binding; phosphatidylinositol binding. Gene Ontology annotation, biological process: mitotic cytokinesis; plasma membrane tubulation; cleavage furrow formation. The record is from RefSeq and is a predicted model, not a curated record. The coding region runs from base 10784 to 12628 and encodes 614 amino acids.